UCUCAGCAGCUGCUCAAUACGUACUCAGACCAUGGGUUUGCAAAUUACCCUGGAAAGAAAACUGUUUAUUUAAAUGUUUUUUGAUUUUUUUUUCAUUUUAGAAAGUGGUAUAAAGUUUAAUAAGUAGAAGUUGAAAUGGCAGUUCAUACAGCAAUUAUGAAUCCUCACUUUAUGCAUUUUUGUUUCCCAGGAUCUGUCAUGGACUAUGAAAUACACAAAGGCUAUGAUGGAAUGCUUCUAGGAGAUCUGGAGUCUGAAGGAGAAUUCAAGGAGACAACUAAGGAUCUGUUGAGCUUUAUUGACACUGCUUCAAGCAACAUUAAACUGGCGCUGGAUAAGCCAGUCAAGUCUAAGAGAAAGGUGAACCAUAGGAAAUACCUCCAGAAGCAGAUCAAGAGAUGUACAGGUAUAAUAACUCCGGGCCAGGUCAGCCAGGACACAGUCAAGAGACAAGCUUUGCCUUCAUCAGUUUCUGGCAGCAGCUUCCAGUGCAAACCACCGCCAAAACGAGAAGGUUCUCAGGCCAGUUUACAGAGCAAGAGCCUUGCUGCCCUGUUUGAGUCAGCUAAGGACAUCAGAGGGGAAAAGGGUAAGAAGCCACCCUUGAGACACCGCAAUCUGCCUCCUUCUUUUUUUACUGAGCCUGCAAAUACCUCCAAAAUGUCCUCUACAUCAGGUAUGACCCUUAAAGAUUUGGAGAGAGGCAACCCUGAGGUAGCAGACUUUUUUGAACUUUUGGGUCCUGAUUAUAGCAAUAUGAUCAGCGAGCAAGAGAUUUUCCAGGGAAGAGUUCAUCAGGAUCUGGGGCUGGAGCCGACAGCCUUUGAUCCUCCCCACCUUUUAGGAGGCUUCCUCUACACAGAUCCUUGGAAUACUUGUAGCACUGAAGGGAAAAAGAUGCUGGUCAGCAAUCUCAGCCUAAGCGACAGCAUGAGAACUAUGCCAGGGCAACCAUCAUUAUAUGAGAACUCAGAUUCUUCCAGUGCUUCCCCAGCGGAGGACAAUGCACCCAGCUUGCCUGCUUUCCCACAUUUUUUUGCUGACUGCUCCAUUCCACAGGUUACAUAUGACUUUGCCAAUGGAUACAACAGAACAGGAUUUCCUUCCCUUUGAGAGAGCAUCUUUCUCUGCAUUCUUUUUUGGACUAUCUGCUGAUGUUAUUUAAAAGUUUAAGUUUUCACACCCGAGCAUGGAGAUAUGAUUAAUGUUCUGAAAAGCAGCUCUCAUUGUAGCACCGAUGUGCAGUCCGAACAAAUCAAUACUUUUACUGCACUGGACUCAAAUGUUCUACUUAAAGCUAUUUAGGCAAGUCUGGCACUUUUAUUUCUUUUUUUUAUUAAUAUCACAUUUCCAUCUACUAAGAAAAGGCACAAAUUAAUUGACAUUUUAUAUUUAUGCAAUGUUCAUAAAUGUUGGAAAGAAAGAUAAGGAGUGAAUGGCUUAAAUGUAAUAUUUAGUCAUGUUUAAUGUUGCUAUAUACUCUACUAAAAUUGUAUAAGGUGGAAAAAUAUAAAAUGUAUUUCAAAGAAUUAGUACAAAAUUUACAAGUUGAAGGGGAAAUUUGUGCAUCGUUUGGUUUACUUUUAUAAAUAUUCUUAUUGAUCCCACAACAUACAUCACAUUUCUCUUCCCUUUAAUUCAGUCAUCACUGGAACUGAAGGAAACAUAGAAAACAAACACUGCAAAGAUCUGGCUUUAAAAAUAUAUCUUGUAAUAUACCUCCACUGUGUUAAUCUAUUUUUUCUGUUCUGCUCCAUUUUGUGGAUCUGUUUUAUAAUGCAUACUGGCAAAGUACUUAAAUGCACCUUUUUAUUUUUCUUCAAGCAAUUUAUCCUGACACGCAUUCAUUUUCCAAAUCUGCUUUCCCUAUUAUAGUAUGAAAGUAUAAAGGGCCAUGCCACAGCCACAUUGGGUGCAGGAUAGAACUGGAUGCCAGUUCAUGACACGCAUACCCACAGUCAUAUGUUGCCAUCUCUAGGAGUACAGGAGUACUCUGUGAAAAUCCAUGCAGAUACAGGGAGGCCACAGGAAACUCCAUCACUUUCAUAUACACUAUUCCAGAUAUGGAGUCAUGAAUUAAUGUCAUACACAUUUUUGUCUGGUUUCAUUCUGAAGAAAUAUACAUUAAAAUAUACAUUAAGGGUACUCACUCCACAUGGGCAGUGGUCUGAGUGGGAAGAGAGCCGGGAGAGUGUAGAUCACUGGGCCAACAUGCUGCCUUCAUACAAAAUUAAAAUGGAGCCUUCAGAUAUGAACACUUGUAAUCCUCCCCUAAGUGGAUGUAAUAUAAUAUUAAUAUUUUGUUGCCGUUCAAAAAUAAACAUUUCAGUCUGUGCACAUCUCAGUUUUAUAACUUAAACAAAAACAGGAUUGUGCAACUCUAGACAACUAGCAUUGUCUUCCCUUCCAUUGUGAAAUGUUUAUUCUUAAUAUACUCCUCUAACCGACCAUCUGCUGUGCCAGCUAGCUCCAGUUCAGACUGACCGAGAGCUGGAAUCUGUCUCAGUAAGGCAAGAACCAAUCCUGGCUGGGAGGCCCAUUCCUCAAACACCCCCAGGCAAUGAUUUUUCAAGUAUUAUAAGGUUUAGUGACAACAAAUUGAAUUGAUCUGAGUAGUUCCUUAGAGUCACUUAACUCACAUGUCUCUGAGAUGUAGAAGGAAACCUGGAGUAGUCAGAAAAUAAACACCCUAAUAAAAUGUGUACUUGUCAUUUUGAAAGCUUGAGCUUGUUGUCUUAUGCAAAUCUUUGAGCUGUAGCUGCAUUCGCUCGAAACAGUUUUUUGACAGUAAUGGUUAUCACACUUUACAAGAAUAUAUGCCUCAGUGUCCUUCACCAUGAAUGUUGCGUUUUUGUUUAAGCCAUUAUUAUUAGAGUAUGUAACCCGAAGUCAUAGACGUCAUGACAAAGGCAGACUGACCUGCAAUGGACCUUAUGUGAGUGUGUGAGUGAGUGAGUGUGUGUGUGUGUGGAUUUUGUGUAUUGUGUGCCUACUGCAAAUUUUGGGAAGCCACUUACAGUAACUCUCUAAUGCAGCUUAGUAAAUAACAUAAAACUUACAUACAGUAGCAGCCUCAUUAUUUAAGGUUGUUCUUUUUAAUAUAGAAGAAAAUUAAUACGGCAAAUCAUUUUCAGAAACAGCUAUUUAAAUUUCACAGUUACUCGCAAGUGACCAAGACCGGAGAGAGAGAGGCACGGAUGAGGUUGAGCUUAUACAAAAUAUACACUUUUUAAGUUAAAAGCAGAAGAAAAAAUUAAAAAAUUUGAUGUCCAGUUUUAAAACAGCUCCUUCCCUUACCAUAGCUACUUUAUCUUACAAUAACUUAAUGGAGUUAAUUGAAUCCUCAGUAAAGGCAAGUUCCACUCAAACAAAGUAAUUUUACACAUGAAAGUUGCCUUCAGGCCAUAAAAAAUAGUUCCAACCCCCUUUUCUCUCUCUUUAGUCCAAAGAGUACUGAUGUCACCUCAAGAUAAAAGCCAAACUCAUGGCUAAAGAAAGCUAGAGACUUGAAUUAAUCUUUCUAAUCAGCAUUCGAAACAGUUUGUAUGUGGUGUAACUGGACAACAUUCUCUACAGAUUUUUUUUUGAUGACUUUAGUCUUCCUGGCUACUGAUGUAAAUAGUUUGAACAUUUCAUGUACAUUUCUGAGCUUAAUGACUAAAUGGAUGAUGCCUAAAGAAAAGCCACUGAUGAAAUUGCUUGAACCAUGUCUUGGUCCUGAAGAAUCCGAUGUAAUUAAAAACAAAACUAUCAUCUUAUACAAUAAGCCACCCAUAAAAUGUAGUGUCACCUAGACUUUCUGGAGAGCUGGGAGUUUAAUUAUACUUUAUCAGUAUGUGCAAAAAAUGAAAUUUAUUAUAAAAAAUAUAUAAAAAAAGCAUGAUACUCUUCUGACCUGUUUGAUCAUUAUGUGAAAAGUUUACUAAUUAUACAAGUAAUGUGUACACAAUGUUUCUGUAUUUCACAGUGGUGUUCAACAUCUGUUUCCAACUUACAUUGUACAGUAAGUAAGGCAAAAUAAAGCUGGUCCUUUAUUUGCACAAAUAGUUUUGUUCUUCCUUUACUGUUGUCAUUCUAAUAAGUGCGCUUUUUCUCUGCUGGACAGGUCAAAUAAUUCACGUGCUGUCCAUCAGGUAGUAUGGAGGCAGGCCUGUUCAGUCAGUGCAAAUGUAGAAAAGCAGCUUUGUUUAUCAUUCAGCACUGAUUUGAAUAGAAUAAAAUCCAGUCACAAUAUACUAUAUGUCUUUGAGAAUAAUUAGUAUUAUGUUGGUUAUGUAAUUAAUUUGCUACUCCUGAGGGUUUUAUUUAUUUUCAUUCGGAAAAUUGGCACCCUUUAAAAAUUGUUGAUUAGACAGUGCUUUGGCAAAUCUGUUAUACAUACUG
Polypterus senegalus (gray bichir) is the source of this 4383-nucleotide messenger RNA. RefSeq names its product protein FAM181B. The coding region runs from base 136 to 1113 and encodes 325 amino acids. The record is from RefSeq and is a predicted model, not a curated record. The transcript has a single exon. Lineage: Eukaryota; Metazoa; Chordata; Cladistia; Polypteriformes; Polypteridae.